CUAGUGAGGGGAAGAUGGCGGCCGCAGCGGUGGUGGUUCCCGCAGAGUGGAUAAAGAACUGGGAGAAAUCAGGGAGAGGCGAAUUUUUGCAUUUAUGCCGGAUUCUCAGUGAAAAUAAAAGCCAUGACAGUUCGACUUACAGAGAUUUUCAACAAGCUCUCUAUGAGUUGUCAUACCAUGUCAUUAAAGGAAAUUUAAAGCAUGAACAGGCAUCUAGUGUUCUUAAUGACAUUAGCGAAUUUCGUGAGGAUAUGCCUUCUAUUCUUGCUGAUGUAUUCUGCAUAUUAGAUAUUGAGACAAAUUGUUUAGAAGAAAAAAGCAAGAGAGACUAUUUUACACAAUUGGUAUUAGCAUGUUUGUAUUUAGUUUCAGACACAGUUCUGAAGGAACGUUUGGACCCAGAAACUUUGGAGUCAUUAGGGCUAAUCAAACAGUCACAGCAGUUCAAUCAAAAGUCAGUUAAAAUCAAGACAAAACUCUUUUAUAAGCAGCAAAAAUUCAAUUUAUUAAGAGAAGAGAAUGAAGGUUAUGCCAAGCUGAUUGCUGAAUUGGGGCAAGAUUUAUCUGGAAAUAUUACUAGUGAUUUAAUAUUAGAAAAUAUCAAGUCUUUAAUAGGAUGCUUUAAUCUGGAUCCCAAUAGAGUUUUGGAUGUAAUUUUAGAAGUGUUUGAAUGCAGGCCAGAACAUGAUGACUUCUUUAUAUCUUUAUUAGAAUCUUACAUGAGUAUGUGUGAACCACAAACACUGUGUCAUAUUCUUGGAUUCAAAUUCAAGUUUUACCAGGAACCAAGUGGUGAGACCCCCUCGUCUUUAUACAGAGUUGCAGCAGUGCUUUUGCAAUUUAAUCUCAUUGAUUUAGACGAUCUUUAUGUACACCUUCUUCCAGCUGAUAAUAGCAUUAUGGAUGAAUACAAACGAGAAAUUGUGGAAGCUAAGCAAAUUGUAAGAAAACUCACAAUGGUUGUAUUGUCUACUGAGAAACUUGAUGAACGAGACAAAGAAAAGGACAAAGAUGAUGAAAAAGUAGAGAAGCCACCUGACAACCAAAAACUUGGUUUGUUAGAAGCCUUGUUAAAGAUCGGUGAUUGGCAGCAUGCACAAAACAUCAUGGAUCAGCUGCCUCCAUACUAUGCAGCUUCACAUAGACUAAUAGCUCUUGCUAUUUGCAAGCUCAUUCACAUAACUGUUGAGCCUCUCUACCGAAGAGUUGGUGUUCCUAAAGGUGCUAAAGGCUCACCUGUUAUUGCUUUGCAAAACAAGAGAGCACCAAAGCAGGUAGAGAGCUUUGAAGACUUGAGGAGGGAUGUAUUCAACAUGUUCUGUUACCUUGGUCCUCACCUUUCUCACGAUCCCAUUUUAUUUGCAAAAGUCGUGCGUAUAGGCAAGUCAUUUAUGAAGGAGUUUCAGUCUGAUGGAAGCAAACAAGAAGAUAAAGAAAGAACGGAAGUUAUCCUUAGCUGUUUGCUUAGCAUUACUGACCAGGUAUUACUUCCAUCUCUUUCUUUGAUGGACUGCAAUGCUUGCAUGUCUGAGGAACUAUGGGGAAUGUUUAAGACAUUUCCCUAUCAGCAUAGAUACCGUUUGUAUGGCCAGUGGAAGAAUGAAACUUAUAAUAGUCACCCACUUUUAGUAAAAGUUAAAGCUCAAACAAUAGACAGAGCCAAGUAUAUCAUGAAGCGUCUAACCAAGGAAAAUGUGAAGCCUUCAGGAAGACAAAUUGGCAAGUUGAGCCACAGCAAUCCAACCAUUUUGUUUGAUUAUAUCUUGUCACAAAUACAGAAAUAUGAUAACUUAAUAACACCUGUAGUAGAUUCAUUGAAAUACCUCACUUCAUUGAAUUAUGAUGUCUUGGCCUAUUGUAUCAUUGAAGCUUUAGCUAAUCCAGAAAAGGAGAAAAUGAAACAUGAUGACACAACCAUCUCUAACUGGCUUCAGAGUCUGGCUAGUUUCUGUGGUGCAGUGUUCCGUAAAUACCCGAUUGAUCUUGCUGGUCUUCUUCAGUAUGUAGCCAAUCAGUUAAAGGCAGGCAAAAGCUUUGAUCUAUUAAUAUUGAAAGAAGUGGUACAAAAAAUGGCAGGAAUCGAAAUUACAGAGGAAAUGACAACAGAGCAGUUAGAGGCCAUGACUGGUGGGGAGCAGCUAAAGGCUGAGGGUGGUUAUUUUGGCCAGAUCAGAAACACUAAAAAAUCUUCUCAGAGAUUAAAGGAUGCACUACUCGAUCAUGAUCUUGCUCUUCCUCUCUGUUUACUUAUGGCUCAGCAGAGGAAUGGGGUAAUUUUUCAAGAGGGUGGAGAGAAACACUUGAAACUUGUGGGAAAGCUCUAUGACCAGUGUCAUGAUACCCUAGUACAGUUUGGUGGGUUUUUAGCAUCCAAUCUAAGUACAGAAGAUUAUAUAAAGCGAGUGCCUUCAAUUGACGUGCUCUGUAAUGAAUUUCAUACACCUCACGAUGCAGCAUUUUUUCUGUCUAGACCAAUGUAUGCACACCAUAUUUCGUCAAAAUACGAUGAACUUAAAAAAUCAGAAAAGGGAAGUAAACAGCAACAUAAAGUCCAUAAAUACAUUACAUCAUGUGAGAUGGUGAUGGCUCCUGUCCAUGAAGCAGUGGUCUCCUUACACGUUUCCAAAGUCUGGGAUGAUAUCAGCCCUCAGUUCUACGCUACAUUUUGGUCAUUGACAAUGUAUGACCUUGCAGUUCCACAUACCAGCUAUGAAAGAGAAGUCAAUAAACUUAAAGUCCAGAUGAAAGCGAUUGAUGACAAUCAGGAAAUGCCUCCAAAUAAAAAGAAAAAAGAGAAGGAACGCUGCACAGCCCUUCAGGACAAGCUUCUUGAAGAAGAAAAGAAGCAGAUGGAACAUGUUCAGAGAGUUCUUCAGAGACUAAAAUUGGAAAAAGACAACUGGCUUUUAGCAAAGUCAACCAAAAAUGAGACCAUCACAAAAUUUCUACAGCUGUGUAUAUUUCCUCGCUGCAUUUUCUCGGCAAUAGAUGCUGUGUACUGUGCUCGUUUUGUUGAAUUGGUACAUCAACAGAAAACUCCAAAUUUUUCCACACUUCUUUGCUACGACCGAGUUUUUUCUGACAUAAUUUACACAGUUGCAAGCUGUACUGAAAAUGAAGCUAGUCGGUAUGGGAGAUUUCUCUGCUGCAUGUUAGAGACGGUGACCAGGUGGCAUAGUGAUAGAGCCACAUAUGAAAAGGAAUGUGGAAACUAUCCAGGAUUCCUUACCAUAUUACGGGCAACUGGAUUUGAUGGUGGAAAUAAAGCUGAUCAAUUAGAUUAUGAAAAUUUUCGACAUGUUGUACAUAAAUGGCAUUAUAAACUUACCAAGGCAUCGGUACAUUGCCUUGAGACAGGCGAAUAUACUCACAUCAGGAAUAUAUUGAUUGUGCUAACAAAAAUACUUCCUUGGUACCCAAAAGUUUUGAAUCUGGGUCAGGCCUUGGAAAGAAGAGUGAAUAAAAUAUGCCAAGAAGAAAAAGAAAAGAGGCCAGAUCUAUAUGCAUUGGCUAUGGGCUACUGGGGGCUGUUGAAAUGUAGAAAGUCACACAUGAUACCUGAAAAUGAAUUUCAUCACAAAGAUCCUCCUCCAAGGAAUGCUGUUGCCAGUGUACAAAAUGGGCCUGGUGGUGGGACUUCUUCAUCAUCCCUAGGAAGUGCAUCUAAAUCGGAUGAAAGUGGUACUGAGGAGACUGAUAAACCAAGGGAGAGAUCUCAGUGUGGUACAAAAGCUGUUAAUAAGGCUUCUAGUACCACACCAAAAGGGAAUUCAAGCAAUGGAAAUAGUAGCUCUAACAGCAACAAAGCUGUUAAGGAAAAUGACAAAGAAAAAGUUAAAGAGAAAGAUAAAGAGAAAAAAGAAAAGACUCCAUCUACAACUCCAGAGGCCAGGGUACUUGGUAAAGAUAGUAAAGAAAAACCAAAGGAAGAGCGGCCAAAUAAAGAUGAAAAAGCAAGAGAGACAAAGGAAAGAACGCCUAAGUCUGACAAAGAGAAAGAAAAAUUCAAGAAGGAAGAAAAAGCUAAAGAUGAGAAAUUCAAGACCACCAUCCCCAGUGUAGAAUCAAAAUCGACUCAAGAAAGAGAAAGAGAAAAGGAGCCAUCCAGAGAAAGAGAUAUAGCAAAGGAAAUGAAGUCAAAGGAAAACGUUAAAGGAGGAGAAAAAACACCAGUUUCAGGGUCCUUGAAGUCACCUGUUCCCAGAUCAGAUAUCUCGGAAUCUGAAAGGGAACAAAAACGUCGCAAAAUUGAUACUCAUCCUUCUCCAUCACAUUCCUCCACAGUAAAGGUUACAGACAUACCUCCCAAAGUUCCUCUGGGUUCUGAGAACUAUGCCAGCUCACCUGUCAUCUCCAUUCAUUUUCUACAGGACAGUCUCAUCGAUCUCAAGGAAUCUUCAUCAAAGCUCUACAUUAAUCAUACUCCUCCACCACUGUCCAAGAGUAAGGAGAGAGAAAUGGACAAGAAAGAUUUGGACAAGUCAAGGGAAAGAUCCAGAGAAAGAGAGAAAAAAGAUGAAAAGGACAGGAAAGAGCGGAAAAGGGACCACUCAAACAAUGACCGUGAAGUGCCACCGGACAUAACAAAGAGGCGGAAAGAGGAGAAUGGAACAAUGGGGGUUUCAAAACACAAAAGUGAGAGUCCAUGUGAGUCUCAAUAUCCAAAUGAGAAAGACAAAGAGAAAAAUAAGUCAAAAUCUUCAGGCAAAGAAAAAGGCAGUAGUGAUUCGUUUAAAUCUGAGAAGAUGGAUAAAAUCUCCUCUGGUGGCAAAAAGGAAUCCAGGCAUGAUAAAGAAAAGAUAGAAAAGAAAGAGAAACGGGAUAGUUCAGGAGGAAAGGAAGAGAAGAAACAUCAUAAGUCCUCUGACAAGCACAGAUAAUGAACACUUUCAACCAAGGGUGUGGACAGACCCCUAAGCUGAACGUCUCCCCGAGGAGGAUGCCAAAGCUCCAUGAGUCACUCUCAGAAUAAUAUCUCCCAUAAUUAAGAGCUUCUGGUGCUGUCCAUUUUAUGGGAAUCUGCUUUAAGUCAGAAGAUGUAUACACACCACCAUCCUUUUGACGAGACAUUCCAAAGUCACUGAUUUUCAGAACAUUAUUUUCACCUGCGGGCAAUUUCUUGGAGCGAGGUCCCUGUGCAUACAAUUUUUACUUGAGAUAUGCCAUCCAGAAGCAGCAUCUAAUGAAAAAUUCACUAACUGACUUUCAGUUCACCCUUCUUUCUCAGAAAGGAGAGGAAAUUGCCUCCUGGAACCAAUUCCUUAAUGAUGUAGAUAGGUUGCCUUUGUGUGUGAACUCUAUAAGUGUGAAAACAUUGGGAUGAUUAUGUUGUUUGGAGGUUUUUGGCUUCUUGUAAAAAUUUUAAUUUUAAUUCUAAUUCCUGGGAAAGAUCUUUAUAUGUUUUAACAGCAACAACAUUUUUAUCCUUUAAUGUACUCUUAAAUAUGUCAUUAAAAGUUUCCUUGUCCUUAAGGAAUUCUCAUAAUGUGACAUCAUCACGAUUGAGACCCCAUUUCUUACUCUGAUUAUGAUCAUGUGACUACCAU
Messenger RNA from Peromyscus eremicus (cactus mouse), 5546 nucleotides. It is a transcript of the gene Thoc2, whose product is annotated as THO complex subunit 2. Bases 15 to 4880 code for a protein of 1621 amino acids. Lineage: Eukaryota; Metazoa; Chordata; Mammalia; Rodentia; Cricetidae. Gene Ontology annotation, biological process: mRNA processing; mRNA export from nucleus. The transcript has 39 exons. Gene Ontology annotation, molecular function: mRNA binding. The record is from RefSeq and is a predicted model, not a curated record. Gene Ontology annotation, cellular component: THO complex part of transcription export complex.